Setaria italica (foxtail millet) is the source of this 2536-nucleotide messenger RNA. RefSeq lists its product as uncharacterized. The transcript is spliced from 6 exons. The record is from RefSeq and is a predicted model, not a curated record. Gene Ontology annotation, molecular function: protein binding. Bases 191 to 2242 code for a protein of 683 amino acids. NCBI's taxonomy places the organism in Eukaryota, Viridiplantae, Streptophyta, Magnoliopsida, Poales, Poaceae.
GUCGCUGCUUCCCUCCCCUCCCCUCCCUCCGCGCGCGCUUCGUCUCGGGGUCACCUCGCCGCGGCGGCGGCGCAGGCAAGCAGGGCGGCUAGGGUUUCGCGGCGGCUCCCGGCCGGCUCCGCUUCACCGAGGCCCGCACCGCGCGCUCGCCAGGUGUUCGACGGAAGUUGGGACACCCCGCGACCGGCCGAUGCCGAGCGGCGGAAGGCGGCUGCCGCCGUGGACGUCACCGAGGAGCGCGGGGGCGCCGAGGUGGAGCCCUGCUGCUGGUACCCCAGUCGCGGGCGCGGGUUGCGGCCCGGUCUCGGGCUACCGGACGCCGCCCGUCAGCGCGGGAGGCUGCUUCGGCACGCGCGUCACGCCGCCGACGAGCGGGGGCGCGCGCGUGACGCCGCCGUCGACCGGGGGGUGCUCGUCGCGGCCGCCGAGGCCUCCACCUUCCCUGGACUCGCCCUACGUGCGGGCCAAGCAGGCGCAGGUAAUUGAAAAGGACCCAAACAAGGCAGUUCCAUUGUUCUGGGCAGCUAUAAACAGCGGUGAUCGGAUUGAGAGUGCAUUGAAAGAUAUGGCCAAUGUACUGAAACAAGCAAAUAGGGCUGAAGAAGCCAUUGAGGCAAUAAGAUCCUUUCGUGAUCGUUGUCCCUAUGAAGCUCAGGAUUCCCUUGACAAUAUUCUUCUUGACCUUUACAAGAAAUGUGGUAGGACAGAAGAGCAGAUUGAGAUGUUGACGAUAAAGCUGAGAGUUGUUGAUGAGGAGCUAGCUUCUGGCCGGUGGAAAACAAAACUGUCUAAAUCUCAUGGAAGAGUAGUGUACCUUUCUCUUAGAGAUGAAAAAGCAAGGUUAUUGGGGAACCUUGCAUGGGCCUAUAUGCAGUCUGAAAAUUACGAGGAAGCAGAAAUGCUCUACAGGCAAGCUCUUGCUAUAGAAGCUGACUACAACAAAGAGUGUAACUUAGCCAUCUGUUUGAUGAAGACUGGAAAGUUGGCUGAAGCUAAAUACCUGCUCCAAGCUAUACCUUACAACUGCGAUGAUGAAAGUCAUGUCAAAUCUCUUUCCCGGGCUACUGAAAUGCUUAGGGACCUUGAGUUGCAAUCACUCCCUUCUCCCAUAACUCAGAUGAAGUCCAAAGAAUCGCGGAUUUUGCUUGCUACUGAUGUGGAGAUACUUGAAGAUCCACAGCCACAAACUCUAUCAACUCCUUUGAGUCAACUGAAAUAUAAAGAACCACAUAUUUCAGUUUCAGCAAAUGCAGAGCAACAUGAGAAGUGCAGUUCAUGGUUUCCAUCUCCCAUAACUCAGUUGAAGCGUGAAGAACCACGAAUUUUGGUUACUGUUGAUGCAGAAAAGAAUGAAGGCUGUGCAGAGUUCCAAGAUCUUUCUCGACUCUUCAAUGAUGCUGCUACACCUCAUUCAAUACUUGAAAAACUUCGGAAGCGGUUAGUUAACGAGGCACCAAAAAGUAGCAUUCAUGACCAGAUUCAGACUCAUACUCCAACUGAAUGCUUGCCCAACUCUGAGGGAAACCAUAAUGCUAGCGAGAAUCCUGUGCAAGGGGGCAAGCUAUUGACCAAAGGUGUUAGAAAAACGUGGGCUGACAUGGUGGAUGAGGAGGAGCAACAAUUGGGUGAGGACAAGUCAUGGACUGACAUGGUGGCUAAGGGUGAACAUCAAUUGCGCAAUGACAAGUUAACAGUGGGUGUGGGCACUACUGAGCAAACUGAAAGCAGCAAACAUGCAAGUAAGCAGGAGUACAGAACACCACCACCCUCUCAAGGAAGCAGCACCCUCCACAGACCAGUCAUAGGUGGUCACCAACAAGGUUUUUCAGCGAAUUCAUGGAGACGCAGCAAUUCCAAAAUCUCCACGGAUAACAAAGUGAACUGGGAUCUUGUCAGGGCUGCUCCAACAUGGAGCAAGCAUAAGGUACAGGAUCACAGUGGUCGAGUUUGCCAAAGGCCUAACGCAGCUCAUCUCAAGGAGAACACUUCAGGCAGCAAACAAGCACCAUGGAGAAGCAGCGCAUCUCAGCGUGCGCUUUUUCCUGACUGGAAAUCAAAGGGUGAAGGAUAUGGCCAUGGUUAUGUGCCGUUUGGUGAUAAUGAGCACUCUCAGGGUUCUAGUCGCACUGAGGCCACUCAUCGCUGGCAUAAUAAUGCGGCAGGUACAGUGUCAUGGAGGCCACAGAACCGUCUGCGGGUCUUCCAGGAAAUCACAAAUGAGAUCAACCAAAAUGUUGUGUAACCAUGUCCGUGUUCCUCGCCGUUGAUGGAAGUUCUUUCCAGUAGAAUGUUGUUUGAACUACAGAGAGAUUGGUCAAAUGGUUCGGUUCUGUUUUUGAGACUCAGAUCUAGAGAAUACUCUCCAAAUACCAUCAUAACCAAUCAUUCGUAGUUCUAGCAAGUUGACGAAUCAUACCGAUCAUCAUAGCUGUAUAUAUUUUCCUUGUCACUAUUGUGCCAAAGUAUCUGUAAAAACUGCUACCUGGUUACCAAUUUCUCACAGCAGUCACUGUUUUGUGACUGGGGAGAAUCUUUC